This is a messenger RNA of Pristis pectinata (smalltooth sawfish), 857 nucleotides long. RefSeq names its product glutathione S-transferase Mu 1-like. Gene Ontology annotation, molecular function: glutathione transferase activity. The transcript has 8 exons. The record is from RefSeq and is a predicted model, not a curated record. Bases 118 to 777 code for a protein of 219 amino acids. Lineage: Eukaryota; Metazoa; Chordata; Chondrichthyes; Rhinopristiformes; Pristidae. Gene Ontology annotation, biological process: glutathione metabolic process.
GGCAAACUAUAACUGGCCCAGAAACGAAGGGUGGGUUUAUAACGCUGCGAGAGGAGGCGGUGUUUGUCAGUAUUGCACGGGUUAUCGGUAUAACGCUCUGAAACUGCAGCUGCAAUCAUGUCGAUGAUACUCGGCUACUGGGACAUCCGCGGGCUGGCUCAGCCAAUCCGCUUGCUUUUGGAAUAUACUGGAACAACUUAUGAAGAGAAGUUCUAUUCGUGUGGAGAUGCUCCGACUUAUGACUCAAGCUCCUGGACUGAUGUAAAGAUGAAGCUUGGACUUGAUUUCCCGAACCUCCCUUAUUUGAUCGACGGAGAUACAAAACUUUCUCAGAGUAAUGCCAUAAUGCGCUACAUUGCAAGGAAACACAAACUUGUUGGCGAGACUGAUGAGGAAAAAGUGCGUGUCGAUAUGCUGGAGAAUCAGGCGAUGGAUUUCCGCGUGGGUUUUGCUAGAUUGUCCUACAACCCUGAUUUUGAAAAACUGAAGCCUGAUUAUCUGAAGAAUCUGCCAGUUCUCUUGAAGCAGUUCUCUGAUUUCCUGGGGGAAAGGCCAUGGUUUGCAGGUGACAAGAUCACUUUCGUAGAUUUUCUAAUGUACGAACUCUUCGAUGAGCAUCGUGUGUUUGAACCCAAGUGCUUGGAUGACUUUAAGAACUUGAAGGAAUUUAUCACCCGCUUUGAGGCUUUGGAGAAAAUUGCAGCCUACAUGAAAUCUGACCGCUUCAUGAAGGGUCCAUUCAAUAACAAGAUGGCCAAGUGGGGCAACAAGUUGUGAAGGAACAUGGUCUUUCUGCCAGAUCCUUAAAAUGUACAAGAGUUCUGCAGCUCUAAUAAAGAAUGAACUGAGUUGGUAAA